Messenger RNA from Lentinula edodes (shiitake mushroom), 1273 nucleotides. RefSeq names its product PLC-like phosphodiesterase. The coding region runs from base 184 to 1128 and encodes 314 amino acids. Lineage: Eukaryota; Fungi; Basidiomycota; Agaricomycetes; Agaricales; Omphalotaceae. The record is from RefSeq and is a predicted model, not a curated record. The transcript is spliced from 10 exons. Gene Ontology annotation, molecular function: phosphoric diester hydrolase activity. Gene Ontology annotation, biological process: lipid metabolic process.
GAUUCACAUGCCACAACGCACGUGUCAGAACGACUUCGGUGCCAGUGUGUUCAGCUCGCCCAACCACAUCAACCACAUGCACCCAAACAUGAUUCUGCAAACCUUCUCAAGGGCUUAUAUAAACCAAAUGGUUUUGACUACAAUCUGUGCUUGCCCGUCAUCUUCCCUUGUUGAAACAGCGAGAUGCGUCUAUCCGUCUUAUUCACGCUGUCUACUAUAUACGUCGCAUUAGGCGUGAUUUUACCGACAAAGAGGGCAACCAUUUGUAACGGCCACGCAGAGCUUUGUACCAGACCAUACGGAAAUACUACGUUCCUUGGUUCUCACGACUCGUACGCGUUCAGCAGUGACCCUCUUGCUCUGGCGAGGGAUCAAGAAGUUGAUAUCCCAACCCAACUCGGUCUUGGAGUUCGUUUUCUUCAAGCGGAAGGACAUUUGAACGAUGGAGUGCUUCAUUUCUGCCAUACCAGCUGCCUUCUUUUCGAUGGAGGAACUGUUGUUGACUACCUCGCCACGGUCAAAACUUGGUUGGAUGCAAACCCAAACGAGGUCUUGACCCUUCUGUUUACCAACUCUGAUGGGUUAUCGAUUCCGGAUGUGUGGGCUCCUACUUUUGUUGCUGCUGGGAUCGACACCGUAUCCUAUGUACCGCCCACUAAUCCGAUGACUCGUUCUGACUGGCCUACCCUCGGCGAAAUGAUCGACAGCGGAAAACGAGUGAUCACAUUCAUGGACGCUGGCGCGGACGGUACCGAUGGUGCUCCCGUUGAUUAUAUCCUCCCAGAAUUCACGAUGCUGUGGGAACCGCCCUUCGACUCUACUGAACCCAGUUUUCCCUGCUCUGUUGACCGAAUUGCGGGACCACUAUCAACCGUGGAUCAUUUGAACAUGCUCAAUCACAACCUUGAUAUCAAUGUCUUCGAUACUGGUGUUCUCGUCAGCGAUCCUGAAGAUGCCUCGACGACCAACGGGGUGGCUUCAAUUCUUGCGGACGCGAAUGGUUGUGCGCCCUUGGCAGGCGGAGUUGCUCCGAACUUCGUUAUGCUUGACUUUGUAAACAUUGGAGCAGGGCUGCAAGCAAUCCAGCUUUACGAGAGGAAAUGUUUUGGUGUCAUUUUGUUGGUUUGAAUCCAGUGAAACUCUUCGUUGUCUAUCCUUAACUUUAUGUAAGCACUAGCACAUUUUGUUCAAUUACGAAUUAGAUUUUUUGACGGCCAGCCUUCGUUAUCCCACCUUUAUUCGACCUCGAAGCUCCGAACCUUCCCGAAUAAAC